AUGUUCGUAAAGCCUUUGAGAUGGUCGUGGGAAAAGGCGCUUUACUCGGCAGCUUCACUCUUUAAUCCACCAGUAGCACCUAGACUAGAAGAGAAGCCUAGUGGCGACUGUGCCCAUGCAAAGCCCCUGAGGCAAAAGCCCAGCUCAGCCCAGCAAGCUGCGCCAAAGUCUCUUGAGCCUCAUCCGGAUGUCUGGACGGGAUGA
Messenger RNA from Pyricularia oryzae 70-15, 204 nucleotides. RefSeq lists its product as uncharacterized. Bases 1 to 204 code for a protein of 67 amino acids. The transcript has 2 exons. NCBI's taxonomy places the organism in Eukaryota, Fungi, Ascomycota, Sordariomycetes, Magnaporthales, Pyriculariaceae. The record is from RefSeq and is a predicted model, not a curated record.